Molecule: messenger RNA, 912 nt
Organism: Sphenostylis stenocarpa
Lineage: Eukaryota; Viridiplantae; Streptophyta; Magnoliopsida; Fabales; Fabaceae
Source: the annotation of a GenBank genome assembly
AUGCUGUACUUAAUAUACCAGAAAAGGAAGCUCAGUAAACUAAAAGAGAAGUUCUUUCAGCAGAAUGGGGGUUUGAUUUUGCUACAAAAACUUUCUGGAAGAGAAAACACUUCUCAAACCGCUCAACUUUUCACAGAAGAACAACUAAAGAAGGCCACUAACAACUUUGAUGAGAGCUUAAUCAUUGGCAAAGGAGGUUUUGGUACGGUUUUCAAAGGAUUUCUGGCAGAUAACAGAAUUGUAGCUAUCAAGAAAUCCAAAAUAGUUGAUGAGAGCCAAAAGGAACAAUUCAUUAACGAGGUGAUUGUUCUGUCUCAAAUCAAUCAUAGGAAUGUGGUCAGACUCUUGGGAUGUUGCUUGGAAAGAGAAGUUCCUUUACUGGUUUAUGAAUUUGUUACUAAUGGCACCCUUUUUGAUUUUAUACACACCGAAAGAAAGGUAAAUAAUGAAACUUGGAAAACCAGACUAAGGAUAGCAGCAGAAGCAGCUGGAGCUCUAGCAUACCUUCACUCUGCAGCCUCAGUACCCAUUAUCCACAGAGAUGUCAAGACUGCUAACAUACUCUUGGAUGACACUUACACUGCCAAAGUUUCCGAUUUUGGAGCUUCAAGAUUGGUUCCACUUGAUCAAACUGAAAUAGCCACCAUGGUGCAAGGAACUUUUGGUUACCUGGAUCCAGAGUACAUGCUUACAAGCCAACUAACUGAAAAAAGUGAUGUCUAUAGUUUCGGAGUAGUGCUUGUUGAGCUUCUAACAGGGGAGAAACCUCAUUCUUUUGGGAAGCCAGAAGAGAAAAGAAGUCUUGCUAACCACUUUCUGUCUUGCUUGAAAGAGGAUCGCUUGUUUGAUGUUCUUCAAGCCGGCAUAAUGAAUGAAGAAUGUUGGGAAAUAAGGUCGGAUAAGAUGGAAUAA